AGAACUGUCACAAGAGCAAGAGCGCUGAGCUAAAGCACCUCUGAAAGGAAGCCCCAGUAAAAACCAUGUCAUUCUGCAAACUUCCUCUGAGAAAGAUCGCAACCAGAUAAAGCAGGGGCAGUUUUCUUGCCUGGUAAGAGAAGGCAGUGGCAUAAUGAGGAAGCAGCUUAUCACCCACCUUAUAGGCUUUUGCUGGCUCGUCUGCUUCAAGGGGACUCAGCCUGUCUCCAGCGCUCUGAACAGGUGCGACGAUCCAAUGCUGUGCCCUGAUCACGCAACGUGCACCAAUACUCUCCAGGGCUACAACUGCACCUGCCGACCUGGGUUCAUAUCCACUUCGGGGGCCACGAAGUUCACCGAUCCAGCCGUCCGUUGCAACGCUGACAGGUGUACGGAUUCAUCUAUCUGUCCUGCUUAUGCAACCUGUGACAACGUCGCCGGGAGCUACCGCUGCACCUGCAAACGUGGGUUUGCAUCUAGCUCUGGGCAGCAGCACUUCACUGAUGCGACAGUGACGUGCAAUGAUAUUGACGAAUGCUCCCGGGACCCAUCGCCCUGCGGCACCAGCUCCAUCUGCACCAACACACGGGGCAGUUAUACCUGUAAGUGUCCCCCAGGCUACCUCCGUGGCAACCAGCCUGGCAUCCCGUUCAGCUGCACAGAUGUGGAUGAAUGUGCCCAAACCCCUGCAAUCUGCGGGCCCAAUGCCUCCUGCAUGAACACACCUGGGAGCUACACCUGCCAGUGCUCACCCGGGCACCAUCCAUCCACGCCAGGGCCUUGGGUACCCGGAACAACCCGCUGCACAGAUAUUGAUGAGUGUCUGGAUCUGGCAUCAUGCCCUGCUCACGCCGCCUGCACCAACACCCCAGGAAGCCACUACUGCACCUGCAAUACCGGCUUUGCAUCCAGUUCUGGGGAGCAGCGCUUCACUGACCCAGCAGCGCAGUGCAACGAUCUUGACGAAUGCUCCUGGGACCCAUCGCCCUGCGGCCCCAGUUCCAUCUGCACCAACACACUGGGCAGUUACAUCUGCACAUGUCCCCCAGGCUACCUCCCCCGCAGCCAGCCUGGCAUCCGGUUCAGCUGCACAGAUGUGGAUGAAUGUGCCCAAACCCCUGCAGUCUGCGGGCCCAGUGCCUCCUGCAUGAACACACCUGGGAGCUACACCUGCCAGUGCUCACCCGGGCACCAUCCAUCCACGCCAGGGCCUUGGGUACCCGGAACAACCCACUGCACAGCGGUCGCUUCAAACGAUCUGGUGAAGAAUUGUGAGAACCGAAGGGUGGAUGCGGCUCACGGCUCAUCCCAAAAUGAUGAUGCCUUCUGCAAGUUAUUGACCUCCACCUUCAGCGUCUUGGGAGACCCCAGCGAAAGGAAGAACUCCACCGUCUCUCUGGAGAAAGCCGCUGAGGGAUUUGCCUCCAUCCUGGAUCAGACGCCCUCCUGGUCCAACCUGAGCACGGAGCAGGUCUCCACCAUGGCCACCGUCUUCCUGGAGAACGUGGAGAAUGUCGUGCUGGACGUCUUCAAGAACCCCACUGGGAACGGGAGCCAGACCAUCCGGAUGGAACAACUGGAACUCCAGACCAAAGUCAUUGAGGACGGCUGCCCUGGAAAGGACUCAGUCAUCAGCCUGGAAGUCAAAGGGGAGACCAUGAAGAUUAGCUGCAGAACGAUCCAGGGAUCAGUGGCACAAGCCCGGGCUGGAGUGGCGUUUGCCUCCUACGUGGGCAUGGAGUCCCUCCUGAAUGGCAGCUUCUUCCAUGGCCAAAGGGCCACCUCUGUCUGGCCAGUUCGGAUAAAUUCCAGGGUGGUGAGUGCCUUCCUGACCAGCCAGACCAAGACCGAUUUCCCGGAUCCGGUCAACUACACCUUCCAGACCAUCAUGCCAAGCAGCAGCCCCGACAAGCUCAUCUGCGUCUCGUGGGAGGCCACGGACCGGCGUGGCAGCUGGUCUCGGGCUGGGUGCGGGGUCGUGCGCAGCAACGCCACUCACACCACGUGCAGCUGCAAUCACGUCUCCAACCUGGCCGUCCUCAUGGCAUCGGGGGAGAUAACGGCAGGCUUCCCACUGUUCCUCAUCUCCCACGUCGGGCUGGCCCUGUCCCUGCUGUGCCUCUUCCUCGCCAUCCUCACCUUCCUCCUGUGCCGCUCCAUCCGCAACGUGAACACCUCCAUCCACCUGCAGCUCUGCCUCUGCCUCUUCCUGGCCGACCUGCUCUUCCUCACAGCGGUGGACAGCCCCAGCCACCAGCUGGCCUGCGCCGUCAUUGCUGGCCUCCUGCACUACCUCUUCCUGGCCUGCUUCGCCUGGAUGUUCCUGGAGGCCGUGGUGCUCUUCCUCACCGUCCGCAACCUCGGGGUCGUCAACUACUUCAGCACCCACAGCCCCAAGAUGCGGCACCUGAGCCUCUUCGGCUACGGCUUCCCCGCCCUGGUGGUGGCCGUCUCGGCGGCGGUUAUGCCGGAGGGAUACGGCAGGCGGGAAAACUGCUGGCUCAGCAUGGAGAAGGGGUUCAUCUGGAGUUUCCUAGGGCCAGUGUGUGUCAUCAUCGGGAUUAAUUCCGUCCUUUUUGCCUUAACGCUCUGGAUGCUGCAGAGAAAGCUUUCCAGCCUCAACACUGAAGUGUCCACCCUUAAGGAGACCAGGCUACUGACCUUUAAAGCCAUUGCCCAAGUCUUCAUUCUGGGCUGCACGUGGAUUUUCGGUCUCCUCCAAAUCGGCCCAGCCGCCACAGUCAUGGCGUAUUUAUUCACCGUCGUCAACAGCCUGCAGGGAGCCUUCAUCUUCCUGGUGCACUGUCUCCUCAAUCGCCAGGUGCGGGAGGAGUACAAGAGACGGUUCACCUGCAAAGCCAAGUCCUACGUUUCCGAUGUCUCCAUGUCUACUUUAGCCACCAGCAGCAAAGCGGGCUGACGUUCUGGCCGGGAGGCAGGAGACGCCAUCGCGCCACAGGAGAAGGAAAAGCUUAUUGCAGAACUUGAAUCUGCCGUCUUUAAAGUGCUUGCAGGAUCAGAACUUCGAAACCAACCUGCCAGCUGGAGUGUGAUCCCGGGAUUAAAUCAGCGGGCUGGGAAGGGGAGAGGGGUGUGAGGAUUAGAGCUGGGGGUGCUGGCAGUCAGGACUCCUGGGUUCUUCUAUCCCUGGCUGUGGGGUCUAGUGGUUAGAACAAGUUAGACUCCCUAGGCAUGGGCCAGUAGCACCUGUAGUUUAAUCUAGCUAUAGCUUAAUCCACUGCUGCUUUUCGGAGAUUCCCUUUCUCCUUAUUUAUCAUCCCCCCCACCCCAAUCCUUCAGUCCCCUGAAAUCUGAGCAGGUUUUGCAUGUCUGCGGCAUUUCAAUACUGUAAAAUGAGUUUGAUUUUGAA
This is a messenger RNA of Mauremys mutica (yellowpond turtle), 3370 nucleotides long. RefSeq names its product adhesion G protein-coupled receptor E1 (gene ADGRE1). Gene Ontology annotation, molecular function: G protein-coupled receptor activity; calcium ion binding. NCBI's taxonomy places the organism in Eukaryota, Metazoa, Chordata, Testudines, Geoemydidae. The record is from RefSeq and is a predicted model, not a curated record. The transcript has 22 exons. Gene Ontology annotation, cellular component: membrane. Gene Ontology annotation, biological process: adenylate cyclase-activating G protein-coupled receptor signaling pathway; cell surface receptor signaling pathway. Bases 155 to 2920 code for a protein of 921 amino acids.